Messenger RNA from Erpetoichthys calabaricus (reedfish), 8479 nucleotides. It is a transcript of the gene adhfe1, whose product is annotated as alcohol dehydrogenase iron containing 1. Bases 112 to 1509 code for a protein of 465 amino acids. Gene Ontology annotation, molecular function: alcohol dehydrogenase (NAD+) activity; metal ion binding. Gene Ontology annotation, cellular component: mitochondrion. NCBI's taxonomy places the organism in Eukaryota, Metazoa, Chordata, Cladistia, Polypteriformes, Polypteridae. The transcript has 14 exons. The record is from RefSeq and is a predicted model, not a curated record.
AGUCCAAAGUCUUAGCUUCUGGGGACAACAUUGAAGCUGGACAUUGCAGCACUGUUCGGCAACGUCACGGGAGAGCUGAUGUUAUUGGACUUGUAACUUAUAACAGUAACUAUGGCAGGUCGGGACAGAGCGAUUGAGCUCCUUCGGCAGCUGCAGAGAGCUUCAUGCAGAUGCCCUGCACAUUCACAGAGUUACUCUCAAGCUCCUCAUCCUAGUGCCUGUGGUAAAACAACUGAUUAUGCAUUUGAGAUGGCCUGUUCCAAUAUCAGAUAUGGAGAAGGGGUUACCAAAGAGCUGAGCAUGGAUCUUCAGAAUAUGGGUGCCAGGAAUGUCUGCCUGAUGACAGAUAAGAACUUGGUGCAGCUACCACCAGUUAAAGCAGUGUUAAACUCUUUUUCAAAACACAACAUUAACUUUAAAUUAUAUAACAAAGUUCGAGUGGAGCCCACUGAUGCAAGUUUUAAGGAGGCUAUCGACUUUGCAAAGAAGGGAGAUUUUGACGCUUAUGUGGCAGUUGGUGGAGGUUCUGUGAUUGACACAUGCAAAGCUGCAAACUUGUACUCUUCCAAUCCAGAGGCAGACUUCCUCGAUUUUGUUAAUGCACCCAUAGGCAAAGGAAAACCCGUAACAACUGCUCUCAAGCCACUCAUUGCAGUGCCAACGACAUCAGGUACAGGAAGUGAAACAACAGGAGUUGCAGUAUUUGACUUUGAGCAUUUAAAAGCUAAAACUGGAAUUGCAAGCAGGGCACUCAGACCAACCCUGGGAAUGGUGGACCCUUUACAUACGCUGCAUUUGCCCCAGAGAGUUGCUGCUAACAGCGGAUUUGAUGUGCUAUGCCAUGCUCUGGAAUCCUAUACAGCUUUGCCAUACAAUAUGCGAAGCCCCUGCCCUACAAAUCCUAUAAACAGGCCUGCUUACCAAGGGAGCAACCCCAUUAGUGAUGUCUGGUCCAAGCAUGCUCUCCACAUUUUAGCUAAAUAUUUAAAAAGAGCUGUAAAGGAUCCUGGUGACCUGGAAGCAAGAUCGAGCAUGCACUUAGCGAGUGUGUUUGCUGGAAUAGGAUUUGGAAACGCUGGAGUUCACCUUUGCCAUGGAAUGUCUUACCCUAUUGCAGGCCUUGUUAAAACCUAUCAUGCCAAGGACUAUGUUGUGGAUCAUCCUUUAGUGCCUCAUGGUUUAUCAGUGGUGUUGACGUCCCCAGCAGUGUUCACUUUCACAGGGCCCAUGUGCCCUGAAAGGCACCUUGAAGCAGCUGCUAUUCUUGGAGCCAACAUCCGUAACAGGAAGCGAGAGGACGCUGGGCUGAUUUUGGCAGACACUCUGAGGAAGUUUUUGUUUGAAUUGGAUGUUGAUGAUGGCUUGGGAGCUGUUGGUUACACCAAAGAUGAUAUUCCAGCAUUAGUCAAGGGAACCAUACCCCAGGAAAGAGUGACUAAACUGGCACCAAGACCUCACACUGAAGAAGACCUCACAAAUUUAUUUGAAGCAUCCAUGAAAAUCUAUUAAUAGAAAUAUAGGAAUCAUGGCGUACUAAAUAUAUCAUUAAGCACAGGUGACACAUAUUAUGUGAUUGUGUGAUAAUUCAAGAUCACAUUUGUUUAGUUGCACUUUUAAUUUUUAAGUCAUUUAGAUUAAAAUUAUACACUUAAUGGGCAAAUUGUUAGACACACACUACACUCUGCUAAUACUGGUUAGGGUCUCCUUUUGCUCUCAAAACAGCUUCAGUUCUUCAUGGCAUGGAUUCCACAACAUGUGGGAAACAUUCCUUUGAGAUUUCCUGUCCAUGUUGACAUGAUUACAUCACACUGGUUCUGCAGAUUUUCUCAGCUGCACAUUCAUGUGAUUCUCCUUUUCUGUUACAUCCCAAAGUUCUUCUAUUGGUUUCAGGUCUGGUGACUGGGAGAGCCACUGCAUUGUCAUAUUCAUGAAGCCUGUUUGAUUUAAUGAUUUUAUUACAAUCAAAUAGCAUUCCAUACAAAUAACUAAGUUUUACAUAAAAAGAGGUUUGAAACAAAUCAACUCCCACUCCUGAGAAAGAGAGCUAGGCCAGCAGAGUAAAACUUAAAACUAGUAAAAAUAAGUAAAUAGAUAAAUUAGUAAAUGAGUAAAGGUAAAUGGAGUAAAAGAGGGGAGAGAACCUGCUUCCUCAAUUUAAAUGCUUAUUCUAAAAUGUUAUUGAUCAGAUCCUGCCAGGUUUUGAAAAUGUUUUGUACAGAUCCUCGAAGUGCAAAUUUGAUUUUUUCCAGUUUCAAAUAGCAUGUAACAUCAGUUACCCACUGACUUAGAAUAGGAGAGUUAGGAUUCUUCCAGUUGAGUGAGAUAAGUCUACUUGCCAAUAGUGUAGUGAAGGCAAUCACAGUUUGUUUGUCCUUCUCCACUUUAAACCCAUCUGGACGUACGCCAAACACAGCUGUUAAUGGGUUAGGAGGGAUUGUGACACCAAGGCUGUCUGAUAGGCAUGCAAAGAUUUUGGUUCAGAAUGACAUUAGUUUGGUGCAGGCCCAAGACAUGUGGCCUAGUGAGGCUGGAACUUGAUUGCAGCGUUUGCAGGUUGGAUCUUGCCCUGGAAACAUUUUGGACAGUUUUAAGCGAGACAGAUGUGCUCGAUAUAUAAGUUUGAAUUGAAUAAUUGUAUGCAUUGUGCAUAUUGAGCUCGAGUGAAUUCUCUGCAUUGCUACUUUCCACUCCUUUUCUGAGAUGUUGAGUGAGAGAUCCUUUUCCCAAUGUACUCGUGGAUCUUUGAAAGGAAGGAACUGUAAAAUGGUUUUAGAUAUUACAGAAAUGCUCUCUGAGUCCUCGAGACUGAGCAAUAUUUUUUCUGCCAUAGAGGUAGGUGGGAGGUGAGGAAAAUCGGGCAGGUUCUAUUUAACAAAGUUCCUAAUUUGAAGAUAGUGAAAGAAAUGUGUUGCUGGAAAGUUAAAUUUGGAAUGUAAUUGUUCAUAGGAUGCAAAGACAUUGUCUAUGUACAGAUCUUUAAGUGAUUUAAUCCCAAAUGUUUUCCAGAUAUUAAAAACUGCAUAUGUUUCAGAGGGUGGAAAAAGGUGGUUCUCAAGCAGAGGUGCCACAGUUAAAAGCUUCUUUAUCUUAAAAUGCUUUCUACAUUGGUUCCAUAUUCUGAGUGAGUGAAGCACAUUUCAGUUGUUAGUAUAUUGGCAAUAACUUGCAUUUAUUGGGGUGCAAAGCAAGGAAUAUAAGGAAGUACUGCAGGAUUUUAUUUCUAUAGCAGACCAAGCCUGUGUAUGUUCAUCUAUUUGUGUCCAUGUCCAGAUUUUUAUAGCUUGUAUAUUUUCUGCCUAGUAAUAAAAUUGAAAGUUAGGUAGAGCCAUGCCACCUUCUGCCUUAGGUCUUUGUAGGGUUGCACUUUAGAUAUGUUGAUGUUUUGAAUUCUAAAUAAAUGAGGUUAUGGUUGAAUCUAAUUUCUUAAAAAAAGAUCUACUGAUAUAUACUGGGAUGUUCUGAAAUAAAAAGAGAAGCUUAGGAAGGAUAUUCAUCUCAACAACAUUAAUUCUUCCAGCUAAAGUGAGAUGAAGGGUUGGCCAUCUAUGCAAGUCUUGCUUAAUUUUUUCCACACAGACGGCAAAAUUUUGUUGAUAAAGAGCUUUAUAUUUACUUGUGAUGUUUACCCCUAUGUAUUUAAACUGAUCUGCGUUGAUAAAAGGGAAGGUGUCCAAUCUAACAUUGUGUACUUGAGAAUUCACUGGAAAGAGCACACUUUUAUUGAAAUUGAUUCUGAGACCAGAAAUCUUUUGAAAUUCUAUUAGUGCUGUUAGGACCGCCGGCACAGUAUUUUGUGGAUCUGAUAUAUACAGUUUGAGAUGACCUUUGCUUUGUGACAUGCUGCAUUACCAUGCAGAAGUACCCAACAGAAGAUGGGUAAUUGUGGCCAAGGAAAGGAUGCACAUGGUCAUCAAUAAUACUCAAAUAGACUGUAACAUUCAAGCGAUGCUUGAUUGGUAUUAAAAGGCCCAAAGUGUGCCAAGAAAACAUUCCCCACACCAUUCCACCACCACCACCAGCCUGGACUACUGACACAAGGCAUAUUGGGUGCUUGGAUACAUGCUAUUGGCACCAAAUUGUUGACGCUACCAUCCGUAUGCCUCACCAGAAUUCAAGAUUUGUCAGACCAGAUUACAUUUUUCCAGUCUUUAGCUGCCCAGUUUUGGUGAGCCUGUGUUCACUGUAGCCUCAGCUUUCUAUUCUUACCUUGCAGGAGUAGAACCCGACAUGGUCUUCUGUUUUUAUAGCUCAUCUGCCUCAAGGUUCGAUGUGUUGUGCAUUCUGAGAUACUUUUCUGCUCGUCCCAGUUAAACAGAUUAGUUAUCUGAGAGUUUUUCUGUCAGCUCAAACCAGCCAGGCCAUUCUCUUCUGACCUCUUUCAUCAAUAAGGCCUUUCAGUCCACAGAACUGCUGCCUAAUAGAUGUUUUUGUUUUUUCCCGCUAUUUUAUGUAAAGUCUAGUGACUGUUGUGCAUGAAAAUCGUAGGGGAUCUGCAGUUACUGAAAUACUCAAAUCAGCCUGCAACAAUAAUGACAGUUGAAAUCGCUGAGAUCACAUUUUUCCCUGUUCUAGUGUUGAAUGUGAACAUCAACUGAAGCCCCUGGCCUGUAUCUGCAUGAUUUUCUGCAUUGCACUGCUGCCAUGUGAUUGGCAGAUUUGAUAACUGCAUGGAUAAGCAGGCGUAUGGGUGUUCCUAAUAACUUGCUAAGUGAGUGUAUAUAAUAAAUGGAAAAAUGAUCUUUGCACAGGCCGAAAUUCUUCCAUUUUCUAAACCCAUUUCAUGCAUUUCAAGUCGAUGAGUCAAUCACUGAGCAUAAAGUGUGACUCAAACCUGGACGAGGUACCUGAACAUCAUUGGGGUCACUCAUAUACUAUCUUAUAGGGAUAUUUUAGUAUCAGUGGUACCUCUGACAUUCACGUUUACGUGCUGUGGGAGGAAUGCUGAAGAAAAGCCAAGCGUCUAUUGUAGCAUCCUGACAUGGACUGCAACCAGGCAGCAGACUGAAUGAACCUGUAGCUGUGGCACAAAUACAUUAAAUGAGCACUUCUUAUUUAGCUUCAUACAGUAAAGGGUCUCUCGUGUUACAGAUUUAUAAGCAAUUAUAUUACAGAGUUAAUUUAUGCAGGGACAUCAUGUCAUCACUUUAAGGCAAAUUGUGUAUUUUAAUUAUAAGCAAAAUAAUUCAAGGAACAAAAAAUGCCAAGAUUUCUUGCAAAAGAUAAAGGGAUGAUAGUAUCAUCACUAUCACUUCUUGUUUAUUGUGGUGCCAAAGAGCAGCAGUAUAUUACGUGUCAGGUAGAAAUAUAAGUAAGAAUUGCACUGUAAUCUGUAAACAAGACAGUACUACUGCCACUACUAUUACGAUAUGAUAACAUACAGUUUAUAUACCUACAUAAAGGGGCUGAAGGGGAACCACAUGUUCAUGUCACCAAGGUGUACAAAAAGUUCUGUUGACAAAAAUGAAACCACCAGCAAGGGCAUAACACAUUAGGGGCUAAAAAAAUCCAUUUUCUAAACUUGCUCUAUUCUGAACAGGGGAGCCGGAGCCUAUCCCAGCAAUCACCAGGCACAAGGUAGGGACAACCCCUGGACAGGGUGAAGGCACCACACUAGGGCCAAUUUAGCAUCGCCCACCCACCUAAUGUGCAUGUACAGUAUUUGGAAUCCGAGAGAAAAUUGGAGCACCUGGAGGAAACCCGUGAGGACACAGGGAGAACAUGCAAACUCCAUUGAGGGAGAUCCCUGAUUUCCUUACUAUGUGGGCACAGCACUACCACUGCACCACCCCAGAUUGAAAAAUGACCAAGAAAACCAAAGCUGGGCUGCCCACUGGGCCUGCUUCAAUCCAGCCUUAUUAUAUGAGUUUUCUACUGCCUUGCACACCAUAACCCUCCAUGCCUUUCCUGAUUUACUGAACCCCAGUUGAGUGCUUGCCAACCCUGUCUCUUGACCCCACAUUUAUCUUGGUGAAGUCCACUCCAGUGCCCUAGGAAAUUCCUGAGGCCAUCUGGCUCAACUCCCGCAAGGGGAACCCUUGCAAUCCUGGAUCUCCACCUUCUCCUAAAAGGUCAGGUGGGAGCCAUGCAUUAGUUAACUGGCUUUUCUUCCUGUGACCUAACAGCUUAGUUGUUCUUAAAAGUCCUCCAUCCAUACUUAAAUCCUGGGAAAACGACCCCAGUUCCAAAAGAGUUGGGAUGCUGUGUAAAAUGUAAAUAAAAAAAGAACGCAGUGAUUCAGAAAUCUCAUAAAGCCGUAUUUUAUUUUAAAUGAAAACAUUUAGCUCAUCAUGAAACGAAAAAUAUGGCACAGAAGACCCAGGACUGUUGAGCAGCUAGAAUCCUACAUUAGACCAGAAUGGGACAACAUUCCUCUCCCAAAAGUCCAGAAAUUGGUAUUCUCAGUUCUCAGACAUUUACAGACUGUUGUUAAAAGAAGAGGGGAUCCCAAACAAUGUUCAACAUGGCCCUGGCCCAACUUUUGGGGACGUGUUGCUGCCAUCAAAUUCAAAAUGAUCUUAAUCUUUUCUUAAAAUGGUAUGUUUUCUCAGUUUAAACAUUUGAUUUGUUUUCUGUGUUCUAUUGGUGAAUAAAAUAUGGGUUUAUGAGACUUGCUAAUCACUGCAUUCUGUUUUUAUUUAAAUUUUACACAGCCUCUCAACUUUUUUGGAAUUGGGUUGUCAUAAACUCCUGGGCCCCAACAAUUACAUUGAAGCCCAGCACCCCUUAUUAGUGGCAGUCCAAUGUAACUGCCCUGUAUAUGUACUUCAGACUUUCAGAGGUGUAGACAUUUGAAAUGAUGGCUGUUUUAUUAGGCUGUUUUCUGCAUAUCCGUGAAUAAUUAGGUAUUAUCUACAACAUGCAUUUUAUAUGCUAAACUGUUUUUCUCAAACAUGCUUAUAUAAAAUGAGCUAAAUGUUCAUCAUUUACCAGCAGUGCCUUUAUUAUAAAUCAAGUUCAUGAAUGACCUAUUAACAGAUGAUGUUUGUUUAAAGUUCAGCCAAAGUCCACUAAAGUUCAACUCUCUUAUUUAAAAGAGUGAGUGCAAGUUCUGGAUGCAGCAGAAAAAUAAUCUGCUAAUUUGAAGUGCCUGUGUGAAGUGUUCACUCGAGUCUGUGAAGGAGCUCAGUGUCCAUUCUCAGUUUAUUCUGGUACAGCGCUCUUCAUCUAGUGUUGUAUGCUUCUUGUUGAAUCUUAAAGGUGUUUGUCAAGUUUUUACGUAAUCUGGUGUUCAUCCUCAGAUUGUAUCCUUUUUAUUUGCUGCCCAGUGUCAUACAACUGGAAACCCUGAUCAUCCUCUUCAAUUCAGUGAACAUAUUACAACCUGUGAACAGGUCUAGAUGUGGAGGUUCAAGAUUACAUUGUCAACAGGGGCCAUCAUUUUUGUGCAGAAAGCAAAUUUUUAAGUCAGCUACAUCUUAUAUUUCUGUGUAACAUGUUUCAGAAUACAAUAUUUCAUGAAACCACCAGCAGGAAGUAAGGGUUGCAUUGGAAGCAAUUUUGUUUUUCUAGAGGAAUGGAUAUCCUGGCAGGACAUAUAGAGAAAUGUAUGGCAUACUAAUGACGUACUUCUGAAUGUUUUCCUUCUUCUUCUUCUGAGCCUUAUUGUGAGGCUGACUUGUGUGUAGUUAUUGGGCACCUUCGCUGUUAACUUGCUUAAUCUUCUGUUUUGAUUCGCUAAUCCUACUCGUGAUGCAAGUAGCAAAUCCAACUAAGAACAAAAGAUAUAAAAACAUCCAUCCAUCCAUUUUCCAACCUGUUGAAGCCGAACACAGGGUCACGGGGGUCUGCAGGAGCCAAUCCCAGCCAACACAGGGCGCAAGGCAGGAACCAAUCCCAGGCAGAGCACCAACCCACCGCAGGACACACUCACCCACACACCAAGCACACACUAGUGCCAAUUUAGAAUCACCAAUCCACCUAAAAGUAAACCAGAGCACCCCCAAGCAAACACGGGGAGAACAUACAAACUCCACGAAGGGUGGACCCAGGAUGCAAACCCGUGUCUCCUUAUUGCAAGGCAGCAGCGCUACCACUGCACCAUUGUGCCGCCCUAUAAAACCAUUGUAAUAUCAUAUCAGCAGGACACAGAUCCAAAAGCUAGGCAGAGUUCAAAAAACAUCUUAUCAAAGCCUCAUGACGUUCCUCAAGCCACUUGGUAAACUCGGUGAGCCCAUGGCCUAGUUUGGCCUCAUCAUUGUGGAUGCGUUUUUCUGAUUGUAUCUUUUUCCCACCAGUUCCCCUUGAGAUGACACUCUUUAACCUAAGUUCUCUCUUCAAAACAAUUAAGCACAUCUAGCCAAAGGCUGUCCAUGUGUGAACUUUACAUUCAUAAGAAUUCAACGGUGUCUUCUGUUCCUAUUUUAUGGUUCUCUAUUAGCAUGUACACUUGGGAUUAAUGUGUUAAAAUUCUGAAGAUCCUACUGGUUAAUGAACAGUUGAUCAAAUCAAUCAAAAUAAAUGUCAUUUACAGCCAACAUCA